AUGGCCUCCCCUGCCACCCCUCCUUGCAGCGGCGAAUGCCUCGACCGUGCCUUCGACAACGCCCGCCAGACUCUCGAGGACGACUCGUACAUCUUUGACUACAUUAAGGAGGGUGGUAGUCUCUCUCCCGACGAGGCUGCGAUGCUCCGUGCACGUGUCAAGGUGUUUCGACCUCGCCUGGAAUAUGCGCGCGCGGCCGUUCUCCGCCACUCGCAGUUGAUCGACCAGUGGAUUAAGGUCAAUGAGAGGUUUGCGAGCCUGGUCGACCUUGAGGAGGAGGUGGUGGGAAGCAAGGACGAAGAGCUUGAGGCGAGCAAGGUAGAGGGCCAGACGGACCAAGGCAGCGGUGGUGAGGAGGGUGGCGAGGUGACCGCCCAGGUGACCGGCGAGGUGACCACCCAGGCGAUGGAGGUCGACGGUGCUGUGCCUCCUGAGGCCACGACGGAGGUGGUGGAGGAGUAA
Messenger RNA from Cutaneotrichosporon cavernicola, 462 nucleotides. RefSeq lists its product as uncharacterized. The record is from RefSeq and is a predicted model, not a curated record. The transcript has a single exon. Lineage: Eukaryota; Fungi; Basidiomycota; Tremellomycetes; Trichosporonales; Trichosporonaceae. Bases 1 to 462 code for a protein of 153 amino acids.